UGAAUUAAGGAAGAAAUCAAAGGAGAAAAGAGGAGAAAGAAGAAGGCAAGAAAGCAUUACUCUUCUUCCUCCUCCUCCUCCUCCUCCUCCUCCUCCUUCUCCACCUCCUCCUCCUCCUCCUCCUUGUUCUCCACUACAGAAGACGAAGAUGAAAAGAAGAAGAAGAAAAAAAAGAAGAAGAAGAAGAAGAAGAAGAAGAAA
Eriocheir sinensis (Chinese mitten crab) is the source of this 201-nucleotide messenger RNA. Its product is annotated as protein FAM133-like. The record is from RefSeq and is a predicted model, not a curated record. The annotation marks the transcript as partial. NCBI's taxonomy places the organism in Eukaryota, Metazoa, Arthropoda, Malacostraca, Decapoda, Varunidae. The transcript has 3 exons.